AUUAAGUUUUGCACUUGUUGUGUUUUUCUUAUGUGUUUUAGUUUUUUUUUCAUUACAUUUGGAUGUAUUUGUUGGUUUGUAUGAUAUCCAUUAAGUAAGACUACGUAUAAUGUUGAAGGGGGCAGGAAAAUAUAAGAUUUUUCUUCAUCCUGCUCCUUCUCAGGCAUUGGUGUGUAAAUGUAAAAUUGUAUAAUUGAGGUAUAAUUGUCUAUUGAUCAAAGAUGCACAUCAAUGGAGAUAAGUAAAAAAAAAAAAAAAGGAAUUUAAUGAAUCAUUGUGGCCAAAAGGUGUCAAAAACAACAUAAGUACAUUCCAGUCAAUAAUACAUUUGUUAAUGUUUUUCAUACAUGCCAUUGUUCUCUGUCCAACUAAGUUCACUUGAUUAAACUUUUUCUAACUUUCUACUUAAUGAAAUAAUACAAGUGUAUACUAUGAUUUGUGCUGAUAUCAAAUUAAUAUUGGUACCGUAUCGAAAGUGAAAAAGUUGUAUCAGGACGCCCCUAAAUAAAAUGUUGCUUCCACGUUGUUAGUACAGUCCAUCAAUGUUUUAGGAUGGUAAACACAAAGGUGCUCGGUGAUGUCUUGUCUUUGGAGCUUUACACUGUGUUAGGGCAACAUACUUAUCAUGCAAAAACGCCUCUAAGCGUUUGGGGGGAGGGAAGGAGUCAAGGAGUCAAUACCUGAAGCUUACUCAAUCUUAUUUCCACUCUCUCAGAUCCCACACUUGCUGACGCUGCUGAGUUCUGCAGGUAAUUACUUGGAAUUAGUAGGAAUCUUAAAUCACAGUGUACAGAUGCUGUGGUGACGUCGUUGAAAGCGGCAUUUGUCUGAGUCACAAGAAUGAAAAUGGCUUCUUCUCAGAUCCGCCUCAAAAUCCUCCCCAGUGUUCGUUGCCUAUUUGACAAAGUGGUCCAAGUGAAAGUGGAGGGUCUUGCUCCCCACAAAGCAGUACAGUUAAGGUCCAGGCUGGUUGAUGACAAAGGGGUACUCUUCAAAGCUUCUGCCCUCUACAAAGCCGAUGAAAGGGGCUUGGUAGACGUGAGUAGCGACCCCUCUCUGGGUGGGAGCUACACCGGAGUGGAGCCCAUGGGUUUACUGUGGGCCAUGGCGCCAGAAACUCCACACAAAAAAGUUGUGAAGAAGAACGUGCUGAGCCCGACCCUGAUUGAGAUAGCGGCGCACAACGGCGACACUGGAGAACUCCUAGCUUGUGAAACCAACGAGCGAGGAUACAUGGUGGAGGGCAUGAAGAGAAUCCCUGUGGAAGAGGGAAGAGUGCGAGGAGUCCUGUUUAUCCCUCCAGGAAAGGGUCCAUUUCCUGCGAUUGUGGAUUUAUAUACUUUCGGCGGAGGCCUCAGCGAGCAGAGAGCCAGCCUGUUGGCGAACAAAGGUUUUGUUGUGCUGGCACUGGCCUAUUACGGCUACCAAGAUUUACCAAAAAACCCCAAACGCUUAGAUUUGGAAUAUUUUGAAGAGGCUGCAAACUACCUACAGAAUCAUCCAGAGGUUUUCCCCGGCAUAGGUGUCAUAUCAAUGUCUCAUAGCGGUGCUCUAGGUUUGUCGAUGGCAUCUUUUCUCCCAGGCAUCACGGCGACAGUCUGCAUCAACGGCUGCGUUGCAAACACUGUGAUUCCAUUACAUUACAAAGACAUUGUCAUACCGCCACUCCAACACAAUCUACAGAAUAUUCGGAUGUUAGAAUCUGGAAUCAUUGACAUACGCAACGUCAUGCCGGACCCAACCCUGGAAAAAAACAGAGCGUCUUUAAUUCCAAUUGAACGUGCAAGCUGCCAUUUCCUGUUUGCUGUUUCGGAAGACGACCACAAUUGGACCAGCGCUUUAUUCGCCAAACGGGCCGCUGAGCUUUUGGAAAAUCAGGGCAAGGAAUCGUUCGAAGUAGUGUCUUAUCCAAAUGCUGGUCACCUUUUGGAGGUUCCACACAUGCCUUUUUGCCCAUCUGGCUUCCAUGCAGCAUUGGGAUGUGCUGUGGUGUUUGGUGGGGGGCCAAAAGCCCACUCAGAGGCUCAGCUGGACCUGUGGGAGCGAGUCCAAGAGUUCUUUAAGAAACACUUGAACAGCAGCAGCGCUAAUUAAAAAGCCUGUCACGUAUCCCAGACUGAUAGCCUGUACCCAACCGAAAGGUGCUCGUGCACUGAACAUUUUGAGACGGGUAACUGGCCAACAUGAAAGUUCCUGAAAAAAUCAAACUAAAACACACCAUUAGUGGCUUAACAAAACUAGUUGUUUUUGUUAAAUGUCAAAAUUUUUCACAGUUACUAAUUAUAUUGAGAAAAAUUGCUCGUUCAUCUAAAGCAGUGGUCCCCAACCUUUUUAUUUUCCUUUGUCAUGAAAAACGGAUGUUUUUGUCAUGAAAAAGGGAGGUUUUUGUGGUUGGUGCACUAAUUGUAAGUGUAUAUAGUGUUUUUUAUGUUGAUUUAAUAAAAAAAAAAAAAAAAUUCUCAACACCUCCGAAUUUGUUAAUGAAAACUACUACUAAGACGCACGUUACAAUCAAACAGCUGUUGCAUAAUAAGUACAAUAUCUACAGUAUUAACACUUUUUAGAGCGCAACACACAGCAACGACUGAACUGACCAACACACUAUAAACUAUACACUAAUGCCAUCUAAUGUAUUGGACUUGCAACUGAAAUAAACCAAAAAUAUAUAACAACUGGACAGCACUCAUCAUCAUCAGCUCAUUUUUUUAAAUUUUGCAAUAAAAAACAAGCUUUUAUUAUCAAAAACAAUCAAUAUUUGUUAACACAUGUAAAAGUAGAUGUGUUGUCACAGUUAAGCAGCCACCAGCUGUCCUGUCAAAAUCUUUGUAUCAGCAAAGGCUGCAUUGUUUGUAAAAUAAUUCAAAUAAUUAAUUUACGUUUGUUAUGACCUUCUCUUGAUGAGCGUAUUUAAACUUCUGCACAACUGUACUUUAUUUAAAGGACCCAUAGUGUACUUGGAAUGCCCUCUCUCCAUUGCUAGACUGGAUAUGUUUGAUGUGACGUCAUCUGCAGAAGUGGAGCCCAUUUCCCAGCACGGACAGUGGGAAUAAAGGCAUUUAAAGUUAUUUUAUUUACUUAAUAGUAUGUUUUUGUCGCCCUGGUCUAUGAAUACUUCAAAACUGAUAUGUUUAACAUGAGCAAAAAAAUAUAUAUGAAAUAAUCGCCGUUUUCAGACAUCUCUGCUGUUCCAUCUUUUCUUCCUUAGACAUCCCACUGCAUAAAAGAGCUGACAAAAUAUAAGAUAAAAAAAAACUAUAUUUUAGGGGAAAAAGGACUAAAAACUAUCAAAAUAAUCUGGCCAUCUAGCUAGUUAAUUUUACUUGAUAAGACAUCCUAAAUUAAUAUUUGUGUAUAUAGAAAUCAGCCAGAAAUAAGUAUUUCAUUCUGAAAACAAGUAUUAUUAAACUUGCCAUUCUUAAAUUAAGCAUCCUCUGGAUGUUGCAUAAUCUUUACACACACUUCUCUACGUAGGAGAAAACCAAUAUAUCGUAUUUGAAUAUUUGUUUUCUCACUUUUGACAUUUCUAGAAUAGACAAAAUGUGGAUGAAAUUACGAUCAUGGUGUAAAGUCCAAAAACUAAAAAUAAGUUAAUAGCUCUUAAAACUAGGGACAUUUUUAGAAAAAAAAAAGGUAAAUAUUGGCAUAGCCUUUGUUUCCUAAUGCCCUUUUAGUAUGACCUCAAG
Nerophis ophidion (straightnose pipefish) is the source of this 3683-nucleotide messenger RNA. RefSeq names its product acyl-coenzyme A thioesterase 1-like. Gene Ontology annotation, molecular function: fatty acyl-CoA hydrolase activity. The record is from RefSeq and is a predicted model, not a curated record. The transcript has 5 exons. Lineage: Eukaryota; Metazoa; Chordata; Actinopteri; Syngnathiformes; Syngnathidae. The coding region runs from base 841 to 2094 and encodes 417 amino acids. Gene Ontology annotation, biological process: acyl-CoA metabolic process; fatty acid metabolic process.